AGUAAACCUUGCCUAUCUAUUUACAUAACUGGAAAUAGUGCACUACCAUAUCUAGAUGCUAUAAACAUCGGCUAAAAAAUAACUUUCUCGCCUUACUUACAAUUUGCAGUUGUAGAAAAACAGUUGAAAUAUUACGUUUUCAAAUACAUAUCUACAUAUAUAAUAUAUGAAUAGCCGGAUAAUAAUUACAAACUAAAAACAAGAAAAGUACAAAAACAAAAACGAAAACACAAUGACAUCAACGUCAACGAUUAAAAAAUUUACAAUCGUAUUUGGCUUCAUAUGCUCGCUGCUUGCCUUGGUGCUAAUCGCGUUCGGCAUUUAUGUGCUCUCCUCCUACAGAGUCAAUGAAGUCGGUUCUUUGGCCGCCUAUGCCUACAUUUGUUUAGGUGUUGCCACAAUACUUGUAUCUUUGCUGGGAUUCGUUGGUGCGGCCAGGGAAAGCGUUUGCUGUACAAUUACAGUAUGUACGCCGGAAUGCCUAAAUUUUAUCACUUUUCUUUUGAUUUUGUUGAUCUGCCAAAUCGCAAUCACUUUCCUUUUGGUGAAAGGUGAACAAACAGUAGCAUCACAUCUCUCGAAUAAUUUGGAUGUGGCUUGGGAAGAAGAACUGAACAGCCCUGGAGCGAUGUCUCUGUAUGAGACUUGGCUCGGUUGUUGCGGUCGGGCCAGCCCACACGAUUAUAUAGUCAAUGAUCGCAUGCCGCCAAUGACGUGCUUCAAGAAUGGCGAUAAUACGAAGAGUGAAAAUCUGAUCGGCACCGGCUGUCGCAUAAUGUUUGAGAACUACUGGCUGAGCUUGUUGCGUGCCUUCAAUGUAAUCGCUUGUGUGAUGAUUGGCUUGGAGUUAUUGGUUAGCGUGAUCUCGUGCUGCCUGUGCACUAGCAUACGCAAUGAUCACCGGCGCUCCUAUUAUUAACCUGAUGAAGCGCCCAGUGUUGCCCAGCGUUACUGUUUAUACGUAGAUGCUUGUUACUCUUCUAUUAUUAUACAAUAAUAUGGGAAUAAUUUUGAAAUCGAUGUCAGCUAAGUUGGUAAUCUUUAUUUUACCGACUCUUUUCGAAAAUCUUUGCAGCCAAAAAGUAAAAAAUUAUAUACAUAUAGUAUAUGCUAACGAAUUUUUUGUACAGCACACAAAAAGAAUAUACGAACAAUAGUUAAUAAGCCUAAUUAUUUAUAUAAUUUAUUUAUAUAAGUUGUUUACUAUUUAAGCAGUUGAAUGAAAACUUUUUUCUUCUUGUAUAUUUCGCUCUAACUAACUGUGAAUAUGAAUUUGUCAAUUCGUUAUUUAUAUUAAAAAUCAUAUUAAAAUUACACAACAAAUCGCUAUGAAACGCAUAAAGCGAAAAACGAAUCUUGCUGCAGCUAGAAUUUAUUACAUAAUAUUGGGUGGUCGAAAAAGUCUUUUCGUAUUUUGCCAAUGUCGUUGAAGUCGCAUAUUUGUCAAAAACAAAUUAUACCGCUAUAAAAGUGAAAUUAAUUUUAACCUAAAAAGUCAAAUGAAUGUUAACUCAAAAACAUGCUUUGAGCGUAAAAAAAAAUUAUGAAAAUAUUUUUAUGUUUAAGCGCACUCAUACAUACAUACAUACAUAUGUAAGUACAUAUAUGAAACAAAAUUGCUGCUAAUUUAUUUUACUUUUACGAAUUAUCGCAUAAAUCCUUCGCUUAUGUGUUUAACACACACCUUUAUGUAUAAAUAAAUUGUACAAAUGUAUGAAAUAGUUUUCUUAUUGGCUUUUUGUAUGCAGAAUUUGCAAAUCUGCUUGAAAUUAAUAGAAUCUGGCAUUUUCGGAACGCGCAGCAAACAACACGUUUAGGCGCACGGUGGUACCAGCUUGACUAAAAUAGGAAAAAUAUGAUUUCGAAUGCAAGAACAAAUAAUAAAUAAUUUUACAUAUGACGCCAGUAACGCAAAAUUUAUUUCAGAUAAAUUUAAUAAAAAUUAUGCAUUAAAUAAAGUAUGAAAAAAAAAAUUUAAAAGUUGGCACUCAUUUUAUGCAAAAAGUAUUUUGAAAGAGAUGAAAAAAUUUCUGUCAUAGUGAGUAUUUAAUUUUCAGUAUUUUCAGAUUUUAUAAAAUUUAUUUAUAAAAAUUUUUAAACUUUUUUUAAUUUUUUUAGUUCGAAAUAAUUUUUAAAUUUUUUUUAACAUUUUUUAUUUCGAAAAAUUUUUUUAUUUCUUUUUAACAUUUUUAGAUGGAAAUACUUUUUUUUAAUUUUUUUUUUUAAUUUUUUAGAUCGAAUUUUUUUAUACAUAUUUUUGAGUUUUUUAUUCGUAUAUUUGGAAUUGGCAUUUUUAAUAUUUUCGUACAAUAAUUUUUUUGUAUAGUAUGAGUAAGCUUCUUGAUGGUGUGACGCGAGUUUAUGGCACAAAUUUAAUUUUAAAUUUUUAUUAAUUAUAAAUUUUAAUUAAUAUAUAUUAAUUAAUGUUAAAUUAAUGUUAGAGGCCGCUUCUUACUAAUUUGGGCUGCUUAAACCGAAAAUGAUAGUAAAAAUUUUCUAACACGUUGUAUGUUUGAAAUGUUCUGGCCAGGAGGUAUACGGGUAAAAUCAUUUACCAAAAUGACAAAAAUCGCUGUACAUGAUGGAAACUUUUUGAACUUAAAUUCGCACUCAGGACACCUCAAAUACCCCACAGACCUCUUAGCACAUCAGUUGCAAAUCUUUCCUUCAGAUUUGUUGCGUAGUGUUAUCAAUGUGCAGCUAUGCUUAAUUUAGUAUGUCCUAUAAAUACUCUUUCUUGUUGUACUUAGUAAUGUAAAAAAUAUAUAAAUAAUUUUUUGAACUUACCAGUUGAAUUUUGAAAUACUUAAAUAUUUUUAUUUUUUAUUACUGAAUUUUAUUGUCCUAUUUUUUUUUAAUUUUUAAUUAUUUAUAAGAUUUUGGCGUACAAAAAAUUUUAAUUUUUUUUAUUUUUACUAAAAUACUUCGACGUUUUUUAUAUUUAAGUGUGACAGCCUAAAACAAGCAAUUUUUAAGAGUUAAAAAAAAACUGCAUCAAUUGUUUAAAAAUUGCAAAAAAAAAAAUUAACAAAAAAUAAAAAAAAAUUUAAGGUGAUGUUCAUACAUAUUUUAAGAAUACAUAGUAAUUUUUUUAAAGAAAAAAUUAAGUAUUUUUCGAGUAACACGCGAUGUAUGAAGGCGCUGUAGAAGGCCAUUAACUACACAACGACUUAAAAAUCAGAAAUUGGUCUGCCAAAAUUAAAUUUUUAUCACAUCGAUAAUGAAAAUUACUACGAAACAUUUCGUGGUCAUCGUGUGACCGCAGAUCACAUGUUGCCUCCCUGCAAUCACUCAUGCAAAUUUUUUAAAAAUGUAGUUUUGAGAAAAGCCAAUUAAAGAUAAACUGAUGGAGCUGAUUCAGCCAAGGCGUUAAACUUUAAAAGGUUGUAACUCAAAAAUAAUAUUUUCAAAAUUUUAGAAUACUAUUUUUAAAGUUUUUUUUUUUAAUUUCACACAAGGUGCGUAGCUCAAUAUGAGAAAUGGAAACCUUGAAAACUAAUUUAGCACGAAAAAUAUUUUUUUCCCAUUUUCUUCAGAACGUAAGUGCCAAAUGUAGUAAAGUAAAUUUUGAUAUACAAUUCUUAUUUUAUGCAAUUUUAGUCAAAUUUUAAAGUUGCGUAACCACUGUGCGGCUGAAUGAAAACCAAUGAAUAUCGAUAUAAUCGAUAGAUGAUAUGCAAUGUAUAUGUUAUUUGUAUGUGUUUGAGGUUAUGGAAGUAAAGAUUAUACGAAAAAAGUUUAGUUUAAUUUUUUUAAAUUCCAUAACCUCAAACCAACAACAAAUAAAAUAUACAUUGCAUAUCAUGCAAGCAUUUAAAAAAUAUGUUUGGAAAAUUUUUACUACUGUGUGCUUUAUUUUAUUCAUUCGAAAAAUAUCGGUUCAUAUAUGUAUGACUAUAAGCGUACUACAUAUACCUACAAAGUUAACAAAUACGCAAACGCAUUUAGUGCCUCUGAAGUGCCUCAGCUGGAUACAAUAUUUCCUUAUCGUCACUGAAGUAAACUUGGAAAUUGUUAAAAAAGUAUGCAAAACGCUAUAUAGGAGGUGUCUCAUGUUGCUAAAUAUAAAUACGAAUAAAUAUGCUGGCGUUCAGAAAUAAUAGAAAAUAUAUUGUAAAAGCACAAACUGUUGUGAUUAUGUAAUGAGUAAUAUUAUAUAAGAUAUAUUUAUAUAUGUCUGCUAAAAUGUUUAUAUGAAUGUGUUUGUAUCUAUAUAUAACUCAACGAUUUGCUAAAACCUUUUAUGAAAACUACCAAUGCAUUUAAUUGUAACGAAAAAAAUAAAUUAUUAAGAAAAAAAACUAAACAUACAAUGUGAGAAUUUUUUUUGAAACAAAUUGGAAAGUUACUCAAAUCUUAUAAAAAAAAAAGAAAAAAAUAAUUUUGAGGUUAUAAAUUUUAUUGAAGUAAAAAGGAUUAAAAAUUAUAAAAUACAAACUUUAUAAAACAAAUUUUAACAAUUUCUUUUAACGAAGAUACCUAUUUAUAAUAAUAUAUAAUAUAUACAUAUAUAUAUAUAUGUAUAUAAUAUAAAAAAAAAUAAUAUAUUAAAAAAAAACUUAAAAAAUAAGCUGAAUUGUUGAACAUUUACUGCUUCAAUAUAAUAACAGGUCAAUUGACCAUAGUCCGGCCUACACAUUUCCACAAGCCUAUUCAUGAAGUUUUGCCAUCGUCUUCACUGACUUUUGACACGGUACCUUAUCUUGGUGAAACGGCUCUCUCUUUGUUCUCGAGUGCAGUUUUUCGUUUUCAAAAGCUAUGUAAUAUUCAUUGGUGGUCCUUCUUUUCGCAAAGUAGUCAAUAAAAAUUAUUCCAUGCGCAUCCCAAAAAACAGACGUCAUAACCUUGACAGCCGACUGUUGCGUUUUUCCACGCUUUGGAGCGGGUUCAUCGUGUGCUGUCUAUUCGGAUGACUCUCAAUUAGACUAAAGAGUGAAAUAAUGCAGCCAUGUUUCAGCCAUUGUCACAAAUCGACGAGAAAACUUUGGUUUAUUACGCUUGAACAUCUCCAAACACUGCUCCGGAUCAUCAAUUCCUCGUUCUUUUUGGUCAAAAGUGAGCUCGCGUGGCACUCACUUUGCACAGAGCUUUAUCAUACCCGAAUAUUCCUGAAUGUUAUGAAAUAAAUAUAUUUUGAGUGUCUUUUGGGCACCCAUUGCGUUCACCGUCUCAUCACGUUUAAAGUUAACUAAAACUCAUAUGGAUUUGAUACUCGUAACACCAUCCAAGUGCCAGGCCGGCGAUUUUUCAAUUGACCUUUUAUAAUCACUGUCAAAACCAAACUGAAAUAAAAAUAAAAAAGAAAAAUUGACAAAGUAAAUUGAUUUUAAUUAUUUUAGCUGCAACUCACAUUCAACAGACGAACUUUGAAUGCCAAAUAUUGUUUCAAACAAAAUCGCCAAUGCUUGGAACUAAUUAAACGAUGCUAAACAUAUAAUUAUAUAGAACAUUGUGUGUAAAAUUAUUGCAUUGCGUUGCAGUUUAAAGAAGUUGGUUAAUCGUUGGUAAAAGUCGGAGGCAAUCUCAUGAUAUGUUCUGAGAGUCUAAAGGUCCACACAAAAGAUCUGUUGUUUGACUAGUGAGUAAAACCGGAGUUGGACAUUUUACCACAUAUAAUCUAUAUAUAAUAAAGUAAAGUUCCAAAAGAGUUAUAAACUUCAUAUGCUGUUGUAAAAAUCUUUAAUGAAUAGAUGUGCCUUGAAACUACGACAUGACAUUAAUCCGCACUGCAUUAAAGUGUGAAGAGACCAUUGGAAAUAUAUAAAUAUAUAUGAAUUAUAUGAAUAUAUUGGACAGGAAUAAUGACAAAACUAUGACACAAAUCCACUCGUUUUAUAAAACAUUCUGCAUUAUAUUACAAAUACUGGAAGUAAUAUCUUUUCGUUCUGCUCUCUAAUAUUGGCGUUUGGAGGAAUAAAUGCUAACCUUUCGAACCUGAAAAAAGUGUAAACAUAGUUGUUUCCACUCAAACAGACCUUUAUCAUACACAUACUCGUAUUGUAAGUGUUAAGCAGAGAAAGGGCGAAACGAACACGCAAUUGAUUUUCUGUUUAAAGCAGAGAAGCUCUACGGUGCCCUCUAGUUUAUGAAUAUGUUCAAAUGAGUAUUUUUUGACGACGAGCUUUGAAUGCAAAAAAAUUGAAUUGAAGAAAUCUGCAAGGUUUACUCAGAUUUUGUUUUUUAUAGUUUAACUGUUAAGAUUACGGUACUCUAAGCUUAUAAAUCAAGCAGUCAUAAAAGAAUAAAAGCUUGAUUACUAAUUUUGUAACAACAACUCAAUUUUAUACAACAACAACAAUAGUGAUUAGUAUAUAUAUAUAUGUGGAUAUUGCUUAUCGACAUUAAAUUUAGAAUAUUACUGUGAAUUUGCCAAACUGUAUUAUUAUAUGCAUUUGUAUUUAUGAGCUUUCGACAGACUUUCGAAAUUAUAAUUCGCACAAAAUUGAAAUUAAGUUUUAUAAAAUAAUCGAAUUGUUGCCGAAUUGUUGACAGAAUAGAAGAACUACACAAAUACAACUUUACAUAUAUACUCAAAUAAAUACAAAAAAUAAACAAUAUUAAUACAAAA
Messenger RNA from Bactrocera neohumeralis, 6568 nucleotides. RefSeq names its product 23 kDa integral membrane protein. Gene Ontology annotation, cellular component: membrane. Lineage: Eukaryota; Metazoa; Arthropoda; Insecta; Diptera; Tephritidae. The transcript has 6 exons. Bases 233 to 919 code for a protein of 228 amino acids. The record is from RefSeq and is a predicted model, not a curated record.